Messenger RNA from Colletotrichum scovillei, 3042 nucleotides. Its product is annotated as LysM domain-containing protein. The transcript has a single exon. Lineage: Eukaryota; Fungi; Ascomycota; Sordariomycetes; Glomerellales; Glomerellaceae. The coding region runs from base 531 to 2483 and encodes 650 amino acids. The record is from RefSeq and is a predicted model, not a curated record.
AUCGCAUACGCACAUGCGGUUCGCUCCCGCUGCCACCACCCACGGUCGCCAUCCUACCACCGCUUCCCGUCUCCUGAUGCUUGUCACUGCUUGCUUCCCAUGCUGGCUGCUACUGCAUACGCUAAAGAAAAGGUACACCACCACGGUUCCAAUUGUCCAUCCAUUCGGCCAUCAUACAUCACUUCCAUCCAUUCAUUCCUCAACCAACCAACGGCUACUACACCUGCUCCUCCCUUGGCCUCAGCUGUCCUUCCCUUCGAGAUACACGCGAGAGCGACACUCUGACGUCCCCUGUGAACUUAAUCCGCCUUGACCGAAACACAUACUUUAUCGCCCGCUCCUUCGACCUCCCUACCGCUUUCAACCUUCUGUGCUUCCUACUCCGAAGUCGCCCACGGCGCUGCCGAACCAGAUCGCAUAUUACCGUCUUCCAAGCGACCGAAUCCUGUCGAUGAUCGAAGGCACGCGCUGAUGCCCUCCCUUUCAACUGCCUACCACCCAAGCGACGAGGUGGGCGGCCUUGCUCCAUCAUGGCAGAUUCCCUAAACCCGGCUGGGUCGACAUCACACAUGUCUUCUUCGGCCCUCAUGCCAGCACGUCAUGAUGCCGAAGCCCGCCCACGCAACCGGCGCCUCAUCAGCACGGUAGAGGACACCUCCACCGGCGGAGGCCCCUUGGAUAAGCUGUCGGCUUCCUUUUCUGCCUUGCGUUCACCAAGCCGUGAGCCAAGCCCCAUGCCUUCCAGCCACUUAUCCCGCGAUGCCUCCAAGUCCGGUGCACGAAGUGCAUCUUCCGCCGCCCGUCGAAACAACACCGCACCAAACUCGGCCAGUUUCCUCGAUACCACAUGGUCGCAAGGCUGGGCUUCUAUCCAAGGGCUUGCUUCUUCCAUCUUGUCUGGUGGAAGUGUCCACGAUGCGGGCUACGAGUCAGAUCACAGGGAAGGGAGACGGACGAACAUCAAUCCUUUGAAAAGAGACUACUCUACCCCGCCACGAAAGGCUCCCAAAGACUGGGGUCCAGCGCCGCCCCCCAAUAGUAGGCCUGCGCAGAGAGACAUUGCGGCAGGCUCUCUCGCAGAAAGAGAUGCUGCCCUCAAGGCAGCCCGGACAGCAAGCGUUUUGGAAAGUCACGACGGAGUUAACGGUGGCCUCGAUGUGUCGGGCAAGUACAAGAAGAGAAACUCGGACGAAAUCGCCAGGGACGCACCACAGGAAGAAGAGGUCCAAGACCAACUGGUGUAUAUACACCAUGUGCAACCAACUGACACCUAUGCCGGCAUAGUGCUCAAGUACAGGUGCCGCGAAGACGCAUUCAGAAAGGCAAACGGCCUGUGGUCUAGAGACAUACUGGUGCGCAAGUGGCUUGCCAUACCAGUAGAUGCAUGCGAAGUCAAGGGCCGCCCUUGCGAGCCGCCCUCGCAUGAGGGGCAGAAUGUCGACUUGCUCGCCCCAACACCGGAACCUCGAAGCGCUCAUGGAUGGGGUAAGCAGGCCUCGGCACAACCACAACAAGUCGACUUUUUCAGCCUGCCUACUCAGAACGGGUCGUCGUCUCGACUCUCCAACAACGAAGACCAAGAAGAGCCUCCUUGGUCUCACGUUCGAUGGGUUACACUGGACUCUGUUCCAAAACCAGUUGAGAUCGCCCGCGUGUCGAGCAAAACGAUUGGGUACUUCCCUCCACGACGGAAGAAGAGCCUCCGAAGCACCUCAAGCAUAUCGACGCCGAGACACUCUCUCGAUGCCGCGGCUAUAACAGCUGGGCUUACAGAAAGUCCAGAGCAAGUCGGUAGGCCAUCGUCGCGACGCCAGAGCAACUUGAGCAGUCGGCCAAACCUACCCGGCACUCCAGGGCGAUCGACUCCGGCAUCAUCGAGAAGCAGGAUGGGCAGUGAUGCAGGCGAUACCCGGCCAGCAUGGAUGAGGAGGCCCGGAGGCGUAGGCUCGUUGGGGCGAAGUGUACGAGCACCUGGACCGGAGAAAGAUUACUUAAACUCUUGGGCGAAGAAGCACCUUCCCGGUAUCGCCAUCGACGAGUCUCUGCCAUCGAUUUCCGUAAUGGGAUCCGAGACUGCAAACUUUGGAUUUCGGCCGGGUUCCAGCAGCGGCAUUGUAGAAAGUCCUUUCGAUGAGGGACAGGAUCUAUCAGCGACAUCUCGACAAGGCUCUGGCUUAGACCGCGCAGCAGCAUCAGUGGAGACAUGGCUUCGAGGCGCGUUUGCAAAGUCUCCGGGCACGCCUACCUUGGGAUCCCGAAGCCGUCAGCCAGAUGAUUUGGACCUCAUCGAGUUGACUGAUACAAACAGUGACGAUGGAAGGUUGCCCAUGCCCGCAACCAGCGGCGGAGUGAUCAGCACAGGUUUGCUUGACGCUGCGCCUAUGACGAUUGGCUCCAGUGGGAGGAGCGAUGGAGAGGGGUCCGUCUUGAGACGAGGCUUGAGCAACACUGGAGCAGCAGCAAAGGGCAAAAAGUCGGACUGAGCUUGCCCAUAGUUGAUUUGCAGUUGCUAUUGAAAUGGGAAGAGUCUGGAACUAGGGACUACAGAUGGUUGCUCUCUGUGCUCCUCGAACAAAGCCUCGGUGGGAACACCUCGUGAUCCAGAUCCAUAAAGAAGACCCCAACGGUCUGGGUGCAGGGGCGAUAUGUAGAGGUGUCGGGACUCAUGUUGAAGUGAUUGCGCAUUAUAUAGGCGUUAGCGGGCAUUGAGGGAAGGGCUGGCAGACAGACGGAGGGGUGUGGUGUGAAGUGAGUGUGCCGUUCAGGUUGUGCUUCCAGCCUCUGAGGUUCGCCACUUGUCUAACCCCCCUCCACCCCCUUUAUCUUUGUUUACAACUUUUUAUUUUCAAACAUUAGACUUUGGGAGCAGUAGAAGAUUGGGUUGUCAACCCAGGGUUUGGUUGGCGGGCAGGCAAUCAAGGGGUUUGUUGACGAGAGGGUUCUUUCUGAAGCGAGGCGGAGGCGGGAGAAAGGGAAAAAGGACACAAUUUUCUAUCAGCUUCUAGAAACCACCUAGUCUUUGGCUACGCAAUAUCAUUGACC